AUGGCCGGAAGAAAUGUGAAGACGAAGUCUUCUAUGCCGCUGGAAAAAUCCAUUGAGAGGAAGAAUGAAUCAUUCAAUGAGAAGACUACCAGAGCAGAGCCUCGAGCUCCUCCACCUCAAUUCUCUUUGCCUUUGAAUGUUGCAUUCUACCUGUGCUUGCUAUCUCACGUCCUUGCUGCGGCUUUUGCACCUAUUCAGGAUUGUGAUGAGGUUUUCAAUUAUUGGGAGCCCUUACAUUAUCUUAAUCAUGGAUACGGGCUGCAGACAUGGGAGUACUCUCCUGAAUUUGCCAUCCGGAGUUGGUUCUACAUUGUCAUCCAUGCUAUUCCUGCUAAAUUGGGACACCUCUUGGGCAGAUCAAAGAGCUUUGAGUUCUACUUUCUUCGAACCAUGCUGGCCAUUGUCUGUGCUGCCACGGAGACGCGCUUGUUCUCAGUCAUCUCCCGUACACUGAAUCCAAGAAUUGGUAUCAUUUAUUUGAUUAUCGCUGCCUUCAGUCCGGGUAUAUUCUACGCAUCAGUCGCUUAUCUUCCCUCGACCUUUGCAAUGUAUACCUCAAAUCUGGGCCUGGCUGCUUUCAUGGACUGGCGAAGUGGACCAAAAACAGCUCAAGGGAUCAUGUGGUUUGGUAUCGGUGCCAUUGUUGGUUGGCCCUUUUCCGGCAUCUUGGUGGCCCCGUUUGUCUUCGAAGAGAUCGUUAUCUGUCUGUUUACAGGCCAAGGUUACGACACCUUCAGGAGAUUUCUCGACGGUACCGUUCGAUCUUUAAUCGCUUUGACUGCCGUGGACAUUUUCUUCUACCAUGGCUUUAUUGUUGUGCCUGUGAGGCUUGUUCUUUACAACGUGCUUAGCGGAGGCGAUCGAGGCCCAAACAUUUUUGGAACCGAACCAUGGGAUUUCUACUCGCGUAACCUGCUGCUGAACUUCAACGUGUGGUAUCUACUCGCUAUUGGUAUGGGGCCAAUGCUGUUCUUGCAGUAUGCUUUCCGUUCUCAAGCGACAACCAAACAGACGUUGCUUAGAACCGUCAUCAUGAUCACGCCGUUCUACAUCUGGAUGACUAUCUUCACCUUACAACCACACAAGGAGGAACGUUUCAUGUACCCUGCCUAUCCCUUUCUGGCACUAAAUGCUGCCAUUGGUUUCCACAUGAUCUUAACCUUCUUAGGGUCAGCAAAUCCGAGAGAGCUGGUAGGAAGGAUUCCAGUGCAGCUUAAGCUUGCGGUCGCUCUUCUCACUGUUGUUCUCUCCAUCAACGUUGGGCUACUUCGAACCAUUGGAACAGUCACCGCGUAUCGUGCACCUCUGCAGGUAUAUCGAGCGCUCGAGGCUCCGGGAAUGGCAAGACCUGGUGAGACUGUAUGUCUUGGUAAAGAAUGGUAUCGAUUCCCUUCAUCACACUUCCUCCCCAACGGAACAAGGGCGAAAUUCAUCAAAAGCAGUUUCUCUGGUCUGUUGCCCGGUGAGUUCAACGAGGCCAAGACAGGUUUUGGCGUCUUCGCGGGGACGUGGCUCGUUCCAGCUGGUAUGAAUGAUUUGAACGAGGAGGAUCCAGGCAAAUAUGUGAGUAGUCAUGUCCCUGCCACGUCACUCUACUGA
Molecule: messenger RNA, 1599 nt
Organism: Endocarpon pusillum Z07020
Lineage: Eukaryota; Fungi; Ascomycota; Eurotiomycetes; Verrucariales; Verrucariaceae
Exons: 3
Coding region: 1-1599 (532 amino acids)
Biological process (GO): protein N-linked glycosylation
Cellular component (GO): endoplasmic reticulum membrane
Molecular function (GO): alpha-1,2-mannosyltransferase activity
Source: RefSeq, a predicted model, not a curated record